This is a messenger RNA of Mandrillus leucophaeus (drill), 5975 nucleotides long. It is a transcript of the gene PPP4R3B, whose product is annotated as SMEK homolog 2, suppressor of mek1 (Dictyostelium). Bases 876 to 3347 code for a protein of 823 amino acids. The record is from RefSeq and is a predicted model, not a curated record. Lineage: Eukaryota; Metazoa; Chordata; Mammalia; Primates; Cercopithecidae. Gene Ontology annotation, biological process: protein dephosphorylation; DNA damage response. Gene Ontology annotation, cellular component: protein phosphatase 4 complex; nucleoplasm. The transcript is spliced from 20 exons. Gene Ontology annotation, molecular function: protein phosphatase activator activity.
AAGAUGCACUGCAGGGUCAGUGUGCGCUUCUCGCCUUGUUUUCACCGAUCUGGCUAACCAGCUGCACAGAAGUGGCAGCUGAACAAGCUGAGAGACUAUAUUAAAGAACGAAUAUAGCGGGGGUGCGGAGCCGGCGUUUAUGGUCCCAGCUACUCGGGAAGCUGAGGCGGACGGAGUGAGCUUCCUUCCGUCAGGAGCUGAGUCGCUCGGAACGUCACACCCUGCUGCAAGCCAACAACCCGACGAAGUGCAGAACCGCACUAGCCUUCCACCUAGCGGCCUCUCGCGGCUCAGGCGGGGACCGGGAGAUCGCGAGAACCUCCCGCCCAAUUGCGACCCCGCGCCAGAAGGCGGGGCCGAAAGAGGAGGAAGUCUCGCUGAAGUACUCCCGCCCUAGUCGGGUAACCCCCUCGCGAGAGCGCCGAGCACUCCGGCCUGGGAAGCGCGUGCAGAAGCGGAGGUGCUGUUCAUGGGACUUGUCGGCCGCCGUAGCCCCUGCUAGGACAGCCCGUGCGAGCCUGCUGGAGGAGGAAGAGAAAGGCAGAGAGAGUCGGGUUACAAGAUGGCGGAUCUGUAGUAGUUACUGCGGCGGCGGCGGCGGCGGCGGGAGAGCGAGCGAGCCCUGUGGGGCAAAGGGACGGGAGGGUGGGUGUAUGCGGGGUUGAAGUGAGAGGUAACCAGGCCUCCGGGCGGAGGGUCUCAGUGGCUCUUGUCACCCCUUCUCGCGGCUGAACCUUUGAAGCCAUGGUGAAUUCGGGCCUCUCUGGAGCCGCCGCCGCCACCGCCACUACCGCGUCUACCGUCUCCCAAGAGUGAGGGGCGCGGACGAGGUGAGCGAGGAGGCGGCGGCUGGAGCGGUGGAGACAGCAGCCACCAUGUCGGAUACACGGCGGCGAGUGAAGGUCUAUACCCUGAACGAAGACCGGCAAUGGGACGACCGAGGCACCGGGCACGUCUCCUCCACUUACGUGGAGGAGCUCAAGGGGAUGUCGCUGCUCGUUCGGGCAGAGUCCGACGGAUCACUACUCUUGGAAUCAAAGAUAAAUCCAAAUACUGCAUAUCAGAAACAACAGGAUACAUUAAUUGUUUGGUCAGAAGCAGAGAACUAUGAUUUGGCUCUGAGUUUUCAGGAAAAAGCUGGCUGUGAUGAGAUCUGGGAAAAAAUUUGUCAGGUUCAAGGUAAAGACCCAUCAGUGGAAGUCACACAGGACCUCAUUGAUGAAUCUGAAGAAGAACGAUUUGAAGAAAUGCCUGAAACUAGUCAUCUGAUUGACCUGCCCACAUGUGAACUCAAUAAACUUGAAGAGAUUGCUGACUUAGUUACCUCAGUGCUCUCCUCACCUAUCCGUAGGGAAAAGCUGGCUCUCGCCUUGGAAAAUGAAGGCUAUAUUAAAAAACUACUGCAGCUGUUCCAAGCUUGUGAGAACCUAGAAAACACUGAAGGCUUACACCAUUUGUAUGAAAUUAUUAGAGGAAUCUUAUUCCUAAAUAAGGCAACUCUUUUUGAGGUAAUGUUUUCUGAUGAGUGUAUCAUGGAUGUCGUGGGAUGCCUUGAAUAUGACCCUGCUUUGGCUCAGCCAAAAAGACAUAGAGAAUUCUUGACCAAAACUGCAAAGUUUAAGGAAGUUAUACCAAUAACAGACUCUGAACUAAGGCAAAAAAUACAUCAGACUUACAGGGUACAGUACAUUCAGGACAUCAUUUUGCCCACACCAUCUGUUUUUGAAGAGAAUUUUCUUUCUACUCUUACGUCUUUUAUUUUCUUCAACAAAGUUGAGAUAGUCAGCAUGUUGCAGGAAGAUGAGAAGUUUUUGUCUGAAGUUUUUGCACAAUUAACAGAUGAGGCUACAGAUGAUGAUAAACGGCGUGAAUUGGUUAAUUUCUUCAAGGAAUUUUGUGCGUUUUCUCAGACAUUACAACCUCAAAACAGGGAUGCAUUUUUCAAAACAUUGGCAAAAUUGGGAAUUCUUCCUGCUCUUGAAAUUGUAAUGGGCAUGGAUGAUUUGCAAGUCAGAUCAGCUGCUACAGAUAUAUUUUCUUAUCUAGUAGAAUUUAGUCCAUCUAUGGUCCGAGAGUUUGUAAUGCAAGAAGCUCAGCAGAGUGAUGACGAUAUUCUUCUUAUUAAUGUGGUAAUUGAACAAAUGAUCUGUGAUACUGAUCCUGAGCUAGGAGGCGCUGUUCAGUUAAUGGGACUUCUUCGUACUCUGAUUGAUCCAGAGAACAUGCUGGCUACAACUAAUAAAACUGAAAAAAGUGAAUUUCUAAAUUUCUUCUACAACCAUUGUAUGCAUGUUCUCACAGCACCACUUUUGACCAAUACUUCAGAAGACAAAUGUGAAAAGGAUUUUUUUUUAAAACAUUACAGAUAUAGUUGGAGUUUCGUAUGUACCCCUUCACAUUCCCAUUCCCAUUCUACCCCCUCUUCCUCCAUCUCUCAAGAUAAUAUAGUUGGAUCAAACAAAAACAACACAAUUUGCCCUGAUAAUUAUCAAACAGCACAGCUACUUGCCUUAAUUUUAGAGUUACUCACAUUUUGUGUGGAACAUCACACAUAUCACAUUAAAAACUAUAUUAUGAACAAGGACUUGCUAAGAAGAGUCUUGGUCUUGAUGAAUUCAAAGCACACUUUUCUGGCCUUGUGUGCUCUUCGCUUUAUGAGGCGGAUAAUUGGACUUAAAGAUGAAUUUUAUAAUCGUUACAUCACCAAGGGAAAUCUUUUUGAGCCAGUUAUAAAUGCACUUCUGGAUAAUGGAACUCGGUACAAUCUAUUGAAUUCAGCUGUUAUUGAGUUGUUUGAAUUUAUAAGAGUGGAAGAUAUCAAGUCUCUUACUGCACAUAUAGUUGAAAACUUUUAUAAAGCACUUGAAUCGAUUGAAUAUGUUCAGACAUUCAAAGGAUUGAAGACUAAAUAUGAGCAAGAAAAAGACAGACAAAAUCAGAAACUGAACAGUGUACCAUCUAUAUUGCGUAGUAACAGAUUUCGCAGAGAUGCAAAAGCCUUGGAAGAAGAUGAAGAAAUGUGGUUUAAUGAAGAUGAAGAAGAGGAAGGAAAAGUGGUUGUGGCGCCAGCGGAAAAAUCUAAACCAGAAGAUGAUUUUCCAGAUAAUUAUGAAAAGUUUAUGGAGACUAAAAAAGAUGUGCUUAACUUGUUUUAUAAAAUGAAGAUCUUACUAGUACUAUAUCUUUCAAAAGAACUAAUCAUUUUAUUUCUGUGGCCUGAGGAAUUACCAUUUUUUGGAAUACUGCCCUGUGGAAGUUUGGUUGGCUUAGUGGAUUAUCCAGAUGAUGAAGAGGAAGAUGAAGAAGAAGAAACAUCCCCCAGGAAAAGACCUCGUCUUGGCUCAUAAAAUAUUUAUUAGGAGACCCUCAACAUGUGGUCUUAAAAUGCUGCAACUGUUCAAUGAGCUGUAAAUCCGAAUCAGAAAGCUUUCUCAAUUGAACUUAGAAAAUAUACAAGGAAUAGCAAAAGACACUCAGUGUAUCAGCUAAGGGAGUUUAGUUCUAAUAAAAAAACAGGCUUCCCAGGAACUUCAUUGCUUGCUAGUAAUUAAGGGGUUUGCCUUUUAGGCUGUCAAAACAAACGUUAGUAACCAGAACCUGGGAGACAGAUUCUCAGCAAGGAAAAGUCACAGGUUUUGGGAUGGUUUAGGGGAGGGGAAAAGGUUGAUAUAAUAAUGCAGGGUUGCUCCUCGGGGUAUUGAUCUAAAAACAAUUUUAUAGAACUUCAGUUGUAAACUCAAUAACAUUACUUGUAUAAUGGUGCUGGCCAUGUUGUUGUUUUAAUCAGUUGCCUCUUUUUAAAAGAAAUUUUUAUGGAAAACACAUUCAACUAUCAUUAAAAAAAUGAAGUUAAGCUGUUGGGACCAUUUAUUUAAGAUUUAACAAAAGUUCAGCCUUUUAGGUAGUUGAAGGGAAGUACACCCCAUAUUCAGCACAUGUUGAAUUUUCUACACCAGGAAUUUUCAAUAUGUAUAUUGAUGAAAACAAGUUCAAUUCAAACUGGACAGUUUUAAGAUAAUGUUAAAAUUAGCACUUUUAGAGACAAUGAAGGCCAAGAAUCAGUACAGUAGUAUUCCAAAAUGAUUUUCUCUAGAAAUUUGAAAGUGGAUAGAACAGAAUGUUUUCAACCACCUACCAGUACAAUCUUUUGUGGAAGAUACUUUGAAAUCACUUUUUGCUUUGUUAGUAAAGUUCUCUCUCUUUCCAGAGCUGCAAGUUUUAAAGUGUUACUUAUACAGACCAACAAAGAAUAGUGCUGAAUUAAGUGGCAUUUAGUAUCUAGAAGCCAUUUUGAUCCAAGAAGCGACUUGUGAAAGUCAGCAUGCAGCACAUGUAGCUUUUCUGUAAACAAGGGUGUGAUAUGAAAGCUGCUUUUUUAAGAAGAGUAAAAGCACAUUCCAUGUACGUAAGUGAAUUUUAAAAUUAAAUUGAGGCAAACAGUUACGUUUUAUUUUUAGAGCAACAAGUUAACUGUACAUAUUUUAAUGUUAGUUUGCUCAUCUAUGAUCUGAGAUCAUGCCGAAGUGAGAAAAAUGUCCCCAAAAUACAAUUUAAUGCAUUGGGAAAAAAAAAUUUUUAAUAGUAAUUCCAGCCACAAUCUUUAGAUCACCCUUGUAAUGUGUUAUGGGUCCAUUUUUCCUGGAAUAGUUUAAUCUGAAGCAGUUUCCCCUGUUUUGGAGAUUUUGUAGUUAAUUUUAAUUUUGGCUAUUGUUUGGAAAAGAUGAGCUGUCUGUGUAGAUAUGAAGUAUAGUUUUUCCAUAAAACAGAUGUUUAUUUUGUAUUAAAAAUACCACUGUACUUGUUUUACACCAUUUGUAUACAUGUGGUGAUAUUAAUGCUAAACUGUAAAAUUCAGGAAUUAAAAUGUGACCCUGUAAUUCCAUAAUUGAUGUUUGUGUUUGGUUUGUUGUAAAUAUAAAUUAACUCCAUUUUGAAAUAUGUCAAUUUUACAGUAUCUUUUAAAAGGCAAUAAAAUUAUACAUAAAUAUUUAUUAUAAACUGCUAGGUCAUACCCCAGUUUUAAUGAAAUAAUUCUAAACAAAUGUGGGUCAACGGCACUUUAUCACUGACUACUUAUAGAAGGUAAGCCUUGGGGAAAUCAAAGCAUCAUGGUAUGGAGCUUUUCUCACCUCUUCAGUUAAAGGUGUACAUAUAAUAAGAAAGAAAGACCUUCCACCUCAUAAGGCAGGUGACUCAGGAUAUUUUAAACCAAGAUCAGUAAAGUUCCCAUCCACUUUCUUUGAAUCAGCAAGUUUUAUCCAGACCCAUCUCUCAGCUUUUAUUAAAUUUCUUCUUAUAAUAAGCCCACAUGUAAAACAGUUUCCUAGUUACUUUUUGUUUGUUUGUUUGUUUGAAUCUCGCUCUGUUGCCCAGGCUAGAGUGCAGUGGCACGAUUUCAGCUCAUUGCAACCUCUGCCACCUGGGUUCAAGCAAUUCUCUGCCUCAGCCUCCCGAGUAGCUGGGAUUACAGGUGCCCAUCACCAUGCCAGGCUAAUUUUUGUAUUUUCAGUAGAGACGGGGUUUCACCAUCUUGGCCAGGCUGGUCUUGAACUCCUGACCUUGUGAUGCACCCGCCUCAGCCUCCCUGUCUCUGUAUCUUACGAAGACUUCCUUUUUCUUUCUGAAGAGCUGCCAUAAGUCUUAAACAUUUACAUCAUCAUCUGAACCUUUUCUUGUAGCAGAAAUGUGAAUGUUUUCCUGAAGUACAGGUUACAGUUUUCAUGGUACAAGUGCUUACCUACGACGAUAAGAGAAUAAGGCUUAAAAUAUCCCUUAAAAGAACAAUUGUGAGAAUUCCACGUUAGCAGCUGUCUUUAAAUGACUACCCUCAGACAGAUCUGGAUUUUUGUAUCUUUAUCUUUACUCAGUGAAGCAAGCCAAGAGCCCACAUUUGUAUGCCUUAGGUCCUCUUAAAAUGGUAUCUGUAAACAUGUAUCCAAUAUAAAAACUAUUUUUAAUAAAAAGUUACAUGAAAC